AUGCGGCGCGCCACAGUCGUGUCAAGAGCGGAAGCUCCGAUAGGUAACAGUAGUCGCGGGCGCAAUGGUGGCCUUUUCUCUUCUUCUUCGUCUUCCUCGAGUGAUUCCGACACUUCGAAUGGCGAAGAUGAUGGUAGAGCUAGCGUAGGAGCAGUUCCACCGCUUCUUGGGACCACAUCACGUAGUCGCUUCGAUAAUACGCUUUCUAGCUCAUUCUCCAGCGGCGAUGUUCGGCGUCGCACUAUGUUUUCUACCUCUGCAAAAUCGCUAGCCUUAUCUGCAUCUGUUGGAGAAAGUAGUAGACAAUUUGCAGAGCGGAAGGGGCUUUUUGAGGCCGAUGAUGACGCUGGAGACUCGCUUGAGACAUUCCAUGAGCGCGUGAAGCUUCGACAGAGCAAGAAACAGUCAGAGUUGAAGGCGCUUAGGGAAAAGCUAGACGCUGCACAGCAACGCACUGAAGAUCUGGAGAAAAGACUUAGUGCAGUCAAUAAGGAGAAAGAGGAGUGCGUGAUUCGCACGAAGGAAUGUCAACGCAUCAUUGAAAAGCGCAAUAAGCAGUUGAUGAAAGUAAGUGAGAGGAUGGCACGACAUUCUGAACAGUACGAGCUGCAAGUAAAUGAACUCCAGGCAAAGGUAGCCAUAUUGAGUACGCAGUGUGAUCAACUGCGAGCUGAUGUCACAGCGACAGAGGAGAUUAAUCGACGAGAACGCGAGUUGAAAGACCAAGAGCGACUUCGGGAGCUCGAAAUGUUAACAAGAAAACACAAAAUAAGUUUCGAAGCAACAGAGGCACAAUUUCGGGAACAGCAAGUUGAAAAUGCGCGACUGGCGGAAAAAUUGUGCCAAGUUGAGCAACAAUUGGUGGACACGGCUCACAAGCAGCUUUCUGUGGUGCAGAUAGUGGCAAGUGAAGAAUAUCAGAGCCUGAUGAAAAGGUGUGAAAAUGCAGAGGCGAUAAGUCGAGGAUUAAAUUUUCAAUUAGCGAAAGAGCAGCACGAGAAAAAGUACCUGCGUAAACAGCUGACUGCUCUUCAAGAAUCUGUGGGCGCUGAAACUGCAGCAGCUACAGCGGCGUCGGUGGGUUUUCUCCCUGAUAUGUUACAUUUGCCGAACGAUGGUGCUGUGAAUCCAAGGGACAGUGUUGCAACUAUCACUAGCGAAACCGAGCUUGCAAGCUUUGACUUCGUACCUGAUCACGAAACUAGUGUGGGUGGUUCAGUUAUUCUAGCAGCACCAUCGCUUCCUGAAGUAAGCUCACCGAUUCGUAAUAAUGUGAGCGCGACUCGUAGUCAGAACCGUUCCCGUGGAUUAUCUGCAUCGAGUUGUGCAGAUGAUGGUCUGAAAUUUUCGAUGAGAGACGGGAAACGCCGCGCAGCUUCUGUUCAAAUGUUUAAAACCGCCUUGGAUCCACCAGAGAAACCAUUGGAGGACAAACCAGCUGUAGCAAACGGCAAGUCAUCUGCUUCCUCAGUAACGUUUUUCGGGAAACUUUCUUCUCGUUUUAAGCGCACUUCAUCACCCCAGAACGUGCCACAUCCUGCAAAAGACGAAGAUGACGGUGUUGAUGACGUUCCAACAGGUGUUGAUGGCGUUCCAUCGCCGCUUGCUCAGCGUCAAGGAUUAGCUCAAAGCAAAGUUUUGAAGGAGCGUCCUCGAAUGUAUGUGGCCAGGUCUCCAUCACAUCACGAGGAUGAGUCAAGUGACAGCAUUUUUGGUAGCGAGUCAUCAUCAAGCGACUCGUCAGAGGAAGAUAUGCCGCCAUUGCCUCCCCCCCCACCGGCAUUUGUGCUUGACAUGUCACUACCUAUUGGUGCUUCAGAUGUGCCACGGCAACUGAAUGCUAUCACUGACGCGGAUGUGAGCAGCUCUAAUGAAUCAAACAAGGGUGACGAUGAAGAAGAUGAAGUACGUGAAGCUGUCGACAAGCAGAUUCAAUUUGUUGAUUCAUCCAAAACACAUGAGCAGAUUGACAUCCCUGGAGCUCCAUUGAAAGUCAAAAAGGCUUUAACAUCGUCUUCAUCGCUGUCACCGUCCUCAGACGAUGACUCUGACCACUCCAAUGCGGAAAUAAAGCAGCCAUUUAUCGAAGAUACAAAAAGAACUGUCAUUUUUUCGAUAAUAUCUUCUUCAUCGGAUUCUUCGUUCUCAGAUGACGACGAAAGUUCUGAUAGAAUAAAGAAUGAAGCCCGCAGAAACGUCCGAAAAAACAGUUUACUAGGCCAAGAUCGCUCCGAAAAACGAUCUUCACGCUCUCCACCAUCGUUAAAAAAUCGUGAAAAGAGCAGAAUUCAGAGUGGAAGCACAAGCAAAAGUCGAAUGAAUGAGUACAUGGAGGAUCGGGCGCGAAAGCGUAAUGCGAAAUUAAAACUGAAGCAGGAAAAAGAGCAUGAAGAGACGAAAAAGAAGGAAGCGUAUGAAAAAGAAUGGGAAAAAAUGGCACAAGAAGAACGCGAACGAAAACGUAAGCAACAGCAAGCGAGGCGCAAUGGGAAGCGACGACCGGCAAGCAUGAAAACAGUUCGUGUUUCACAAAUGCGACAUCAAAUGAAUAGCAAGCAACAUAAAGAACACAAAGAUUUUCAGCAUUUUUCGCCUUCUGCUUUUACUCAUAAACCGCGACCACACGGGAAUGAUGCUGCGAAUGUUGAUGGACGGCGUAGAAGUGAGAGCAAAACUUCAGAAAGUGAAGCUGAGGAAGAACAAAUAACGUCAACUGAGACGCCCCCACUACCGCCUGAACCAACUUUAGCUGACACAGAGCUGUAUCUUCGUCAACAAGCACGUUUACGCGAACGCCAUGAACUACAAUUGAAAAAAAAGCAAGAAGCUGAUGAAGCAGAUGCCAUUCGAGGAGACAUUCAUCGGCGGGUGGAGAUGUGGGCAUUCGGCAAGGAGCUUUUGCACUUGAUCCUAACUUUAGACCAAAUCUCAUCAAGCGAUGCGCUUAAGAAGUGCCAGCUGAUGGUAGUGCAAUCGCCUGACGAUGAUACAGUGCGCAAGGCCUAUCGGAGCAUUAUUCGGGUUGUUCACCCUGACAAAUUGCGCGGUGCGACGAUUUCUGAGCAAUUGGAGGCUAAAGAGCUUUUCACUGUUCUAAAUCAGUCGUUUGAGAAAUUCAAAAGUCAGCACAGUUGA
This is a messenger RNA of Plasmopara halstedii, 3135 nucleotides long. RefSeq names its product Auxilin-like protein and related proteins containing DnaJ domain. The record is from RefSeq and is a predicted model, not a curated record. The transcript is spliced from 3 exons. The coding region runs from base 1 to 3135 and encodes 1044 amino acids. Lineage: Eukaryota; Oomycota; Peronosporomycetes; Peronosporales; Peronosporaceae.